This is a messenger RNA of Sycon ciliatum, 3436 nucleotides long. Its product is annotated as leucine-rich repeat and immunoglobulin-like domain containing-NOGO receptor-interacting protein 4. NCBI's taxonomy places the organism in Eukaryota, Metazoa, Porifera, Calcarea, Leucosolenida, Sycettidae. The transcript has 17 exons. Gene Ontology annotation, molecular function: protein binding. The record is from RefSeq and is a predicted model, not a curated record. Gene Ontology annotation, cellular component: extracellular matrix. The coding region runs from base 668 to 3004 and encodes 778 amino acids.
UGUGUGGUAGAUAUCCCGACUGUGCUGCACCUGCGCAUUGGCCACACACUGUUGCCUGUGGCCUGGCCUCUACUUGUAUACGCGUCCUUGCUCACUGCCAACUGCACACAGUCAACUACAAAGAAGUUCAUACUUGGUGCGAUCGGGGCGGAGGAACACCCAGCUUGUGUGUGGAUGAUUGCUUAUUGCCAUUGGCACAACCAGCAAGUUUUGAUGUGAGGACCUUCUUGCUACCGUUUUGGGCGGCGCAAGAAUACACCAACGCUCUUGUGAGGUGCAUUUUGGAGCGCGCGUUGUGCACUGUCGUGGUGGUCAACACAUCGUGCAGUAGACGGGGGUUAUCUUUCACUUUGCUUGCUUUCAGUUUCACUGUCUUGGCGUGCGGUGGCCGCAUGAUAUCAGUGUUGGCGUACAGAGGUGGCUCGGCGGAGUGUCAGGGAUAACAGUACAGUUAGUGAAGACAGUGUUGUUCGUGGAAGAAGGAGAUGUGCCGUUACAUAUGUAGCUGAGGGUGGCAGAUCAAGUUACUAAAUCAGCACAUCUCAUCAGAACGAAGAGUAACGGAGUUCACGGUGACGUGUAUACUAGUAGUGUGCACUCUUGAACGGCUCUCCCCUGCGAGAGCGUCGUCAUAUUCAGAGUAGCGUUGCCAGUGUCAGUGAUCACGAUGAUCCAACUCAGACGGAGAGUACGAAACGGCGGUGAUGGUGGUGGAGGAGAGAUGUUCACUCUUCCUGGACUCAACGUUUGGACCGUGUGCGUGUGCUUGAUAGUACUAGUGACGAUAGAGACAGUCCUGGCCUGCCCAGGCCAGUGUCAGUGUAAUAACGGUCAGGUUCGAUGUCAAGGCGCUGGACUUCGCUCCUUACCGCAGGGAAUACCCCAGCAUGCCAGCCUAUUGGAUCUUCAAGACAACUUCAUCAAUGAGCAGACAUUGAGCAUGCACGGUAGAGGUGGUCAGCUGAGAAAUUCUAUGCUCCUUCACAUUAUACUGGAGAACAACCACUUCCGGGUUCUGCACAGCAAUGUGUUUGCCGCUAUCAACGGCCGCGCCCUGGCUAUACUGAAUCUGCAGAAUAACUGGAUCGCACAGAUUGCGGGUGGUGCCUUCAGGAACUUUGGCAACCUACGUCAGCUGCUGCUGGGAAACAAUCGUCUUCAAGCAAUCUCGCCGGGUGCUUUCCAUGGUCUCAGGUCCCUUACAAGCCUACAAAUGGACCAGAACCUUCUGACUCACAUCCCUUUUGGCCUCUUCAACCCAACACCCCACAUCAUGGAACUGAGUAUUAGCCGUAAUAGACUUCAAGCGCUCUCUGGAUGUGUGUUUGCCAAUUUGUCCAUGCUUCGCGACUUGGAAUUGGAUCACAAUGCUUUGGGAAGAAUUGACGAGAAUGCCUUUGCUGGUCUGUCUAACAUGCGCAACCUGGACCUGGACCGUAAUCGCAUCACUACACUGCAAAGCUGUCUGUUUGCAGAUCUGGUUAGCCUUGUUACACUGGACAUCGAUCACAACUUGAUUCAACAGGUACACCCGAACGCCUUUGUAGGCCUCCAGUCCCUCCAGCAACUGAACAUAUUUCGCAACCGGAUCACAAAUCUACCGAAUGGUGUAUUUGCUGAGCUGCCGCAUCUCUACUACAUUGACAUCAGCCAAAAUGGGAUUAGUCAGUUAACACCGACAAUGUUCAACGACAUCAGCAACAUAUCUCUACGUCUGGAAGGCAAUCCUCUCCUUUGCAACUGUGCCUUGCUCUGGCUGCAAUGGCUGGCAUGGGGCAAUCAGAACAGUCAGAACCACCAGUGGCAGAGCAACUGGGGUAACAACAACAACAAUGGCCAGCAGCACCAGGUUGAAGGUGCUGUCUGCUUCUCACCACCGCAGAUGCAGGGCAACAACCUGGAUGGUUCGCAAAUACAAUGCAAUCUACCACGAUCCAUGACCGUUAUGCCGGCUCAGCUAGUCAUUCGUCCUCGUGGCAGUGCUCAUUUUGUCUGCUUGCAGGCGGUACAGGGCCAUGAAGUGCAGUGGAUGCGCAAUGGCCAGCACAUUCAGCACAGGCCAAACGUCAUCAUGAACGAAGGCCUGCUGAGUAUUCGACAUGUGACACAGCACGAUGCAGGACGUUACACAUGUACCUCUCACGGACAAAACGGCAACACUGGGCACAUGGGUGGUCAGCCGGGAAUGCCCGCGUUUGGUCCUGGUGUGGGCAUGCCCCCUGGAGGUAGGGGCAUGCCCCCUGGAAGUGUGGGCAUGCCCCCUGGAGGUAGGGGCAUGCCCCCUGGAGGUAGGGGCAUGCCCCCUGGAGGUGUGGGCAUGCCUGGAGGUAGGGGCAUGCCCCCUGGUGGAGGUGUGGGCAUGCCUGGAGGAGUAGGUCAACCAGGAAUGGUCAUGGGUGGACCGGGCAUGCUUCGGGGUGGAGGCUUCUCUGGUAGUCCUGGACAGUUGCAGAAUCAUUUUGGACGGCUGGAGCCACUUCAGGUACAGUCAACAAAGGAACCCGCACUUCAAGUGCAGACAGGAAAGGACGCAGCAAAGGAACCACUUCAAGUGCAGACAGGAAAGGAACCAGCAAAGGAGCCACUUCAAGUACAACAGGCAAUGCCUCCCGGACAACAAGGCGCAGUGAGUCAAGGUGCGCCUGCCGGAACGCUCACAGUUAGAAACACACGCCCUGCAAGUCAUAUGUGUACGGCGGCUGCCACAACACUCUCACAACCUGGUAACCAGCGACGAGCGACACUGAUUGCAAGAUGUAGCUCAUACUCAGGACCUGCUCACGCUCAACAGCCAAACAUCCUGGCCCACGGUGGUGAUGUUCCUGUUGAUGGUGGUGGUGCGAUGCCACCAAACCUACCCGGAUGGUCAGCAUGUGGUCCUGAUUGUAGAGGAACAGCCACGAGAUGGCGUCCUUCCAGCUGGCUCCUACUUUGCAGCAUGUUCAUCUCUCUGUUAGUGCAGCGUGCAAACCGGCUUGGCUUUCCUGUACCGUUUGUGACUUGAACAGCAAUUGUGCGAUGCAGUCACAAACACAUUGAGCAAUGUAAUGUCGCAUUGCCUGGUACAUCACCACAGCAUUAAUUCCUGAGUACCUUGAGAGUCUUGAUGAUGUUGAGUGCCGAGAUAGCUUGGCUGUAACUGAUCAUUCUUCAGCCAGUGAACGGUCGGCAGUGGAGACCAAUCAGCUUGCUCCUUGAGCUCCGGCUUAUUUCUUAUUUCCUGUCAGGCUUUACACUGAUCAUUCUUCACACACUAGGCUAUCAUGCGGUGACUUGAUUGAGUUCUACCUUGUCAGUGACCAUUCUAAUUAUACAAUGUACUGGAUGUUUUGGUAGAGGUCCUCUUGUAUAUCAAGCUGAGGAUACAACUGUUGUAGUAUCAUACUGCCUGAUGCUCAUUAUUAUUUUUUGAAUGAUCACACACCUUGAAUCUCAA